UUUCCUGCGUCAGCGUGUCCUCCGUACUGUAUUUUCGAAAUUAUUUCGUUCGAAGAUAGUGUUGUGGACGAGCGAAAGGCUGAAGUAUUUGAAAUUCUCCCGCAGUGGAAAACACGUGUGUUGGAGCUGCACAGAAAUGAUUGUAAUGUGCAAGAAAUUAAAUCUUUAAACAUCCUUGUUGAUGUUAAAACAAGGGAGGAGUUUGGACAGUGGUUGGCACAGUUUGAAAACAAAACAAAAACAACUUAUACAAUAAGGUGCACUGAACCUGCAUCAGGAAAGUAUGUUGUUUUCAAACAAAGGCUGGUCUGUCACCACAAUACUCGCAGUAUAAAAGUUCAUGGUUCAGUGCAAAGGGCAACAAAAAACACUAACUGUCCAUCAAAAAUGACAGUGACAAUUCACGCUGUGCAUGAUAGAUACAGAGGUAAGUCUGUAGAGAAAGCAAUGCUCUACAAGGAAAUGCCGUGUGAGGUUAACUUGGUGUUGGGUCAUAACCACAGUGUUGAGAGUGCUGCUGCUGUAAGAUUUAGGCAACCAUCAAGUGAUGUCAAAGAAAAAUUAAUAUCCCUGUUUGAAAGAGGUCAUUCACCAGCCACUGCUCUUGAGUCAAUAAAGGUUGAAAUUCAGCUGAAUUGUUCAGAUUACCCUUUAGUCCUUGCAGACAGAAGCAGGUGUCCUGAUUACAACUUUUGCCACUAUUUGUUCAACAAAGUUUUUAAGAAAAAGUAUGGGCCAACAGACUUCAACAAAGAAGGAAAGCAGCUGUUACAACAGAGGUUAGAGGAAUACAACAGCGAAGUUGGAGCUGUGUGUGCCAAGAUGAUUCAGAAAGAUGAUGAUUAUAUAGUAUGCAUUUGCUCACCACUGAUGCAAAAAGUCCAUACUCAUGUAAAAGCUGCUUCCAAACUUGUAUUUAUGGAUUCCACUGGUUCUCUGGAUCAUGAUAGCAGCAGAGUGUUCGUUUUACUUACUCACAGUGAGUGUGGAGGUUUACCACUAGGAGUUCUGAUUAUGUCUUCAGAAAGCUGCGGAGUUAUAGAAAUGGGACUAGAGUUGCUGAAAGAGACCGUGGGGGAAAAUAUUUUUGGGGGAAACAUCAAUGGCCCAAGUGUGUUUCUGACUGACGACAGCCAGUCAGAACAAAAUGCAAUUAGAAGGUGCUUCCCAAACACAAAAACUUUGUUGUGUAUAUUCCAUGUCCUGCAGGCAGUGUGGCGCUGGCUUCUCAAAGCAAAAAAUGCUAUACCACAGCAAAAACAGUGUGAGUUCUUCCAGAAUUUCAAAAAAAUAAUGUUUGCGCAAACAAAAAAUGAAGCAGUGGUAAACUAUAAUGUAACAAGAGCGAACAUAGGUGAAAAUCAUCAAAAUUUAUUGAAAUACUUGGAAGGGUAUUGGGAUAGGAGAGAACUGUGGACCCUUUCACAUCGGCGAGGUAUGCUUAUAGAAGGGCACAACACAAAUAAUAUAAGUGAGGCCUUCAUGAGAAUUUUAAAGGACAGGAUUUUUGAGAGGGUGCGUGCCUUCAAUGUGGUUCAGAUGGUGGACUUUUUUCUCACAAAGGUGAAUUUGUAUUUUCAGAGGAGACUUCUUGAUGCUGCUAAUGGAGCAAGUCCUAAGUCUUUCUGUAGGCCUAUAAAGGCUCCUUCACAGGAGAUUCUAGCAAAAAUCAGACAAGUCAAUGAGGAUGUUCUGCUCGUUCCCAGUGAAGAAAGGGAGAAUCACUAUUACAUUGUUAAUAUGGCUGUUCUUGUUUGCACUUGUUGCCAAGGCAAUACAGGGAAGAUCUGCAAACAUAUAGACUGGGGCAGUACUGUUUUACCAUCAGGAAACUACAGGGAGGUGACUGAUAGUGACAGUAUACGCAGACUGUAUUAUUUUAUUGCUACAAAUGAGGAGCCUCCUGAAGGGUGGCUAGAGCCUCUGUAUUGCUCUCAGAAUGCAGGGGCUUCAAGUUCUUCGGAACGUUUGGAGCAAAUGGACACAGGUUUGCUCUGUGGAAGCCAAGAAGAGAUGCCAGAGACACUUCACAUGGAGACAGUUCCAGACAAUAGAAAUAAUAAUUUAAUCGACGAGAUAAAAGCUCGUCUCAUAGAUUUUUCAAAUAAAUCCCCUGAGGAAAUGAGGAAAGGCCUUGAAGUCAUGUGCGAAAAAUUGAGAAAGCUUAAAACGCCAUCUGCAUGUGCAUCUUAUUUGGCAAAUUUUGGUGAAGGAAAAUCUAGAAAAAAUCGUGGUAACUAUAUUCCCGUUCAGCCCACUGCAAUAAGCAGAAGAAAAAACAAGUUGGCAGGUCGCAGAUGUCAUCCGGGGGGAAGACAAAGACCACACUCUAAGCAAAGCAAGGAAUUUGUAAAGACAGUAGAAAUUUCUGAAAUGGCUACCUUUCCAUCACCAGCUACGCAAUCAUCCCAGUCAGCUUCAGACUUUUGAAGGUGCGCGACUGUUUACUGCAGCAUAGUGUGUAGGACUUUCUUAAUCUGAGAUCCAACGUAAUGGAACUAUUAAGGG
Schistocerca serialis cubense is the source of this 2508-nucleotide messenger RNA. RefSeq lists its product as uncharacterized. The coding region runs from base 388 to 2430 and encodes 680 amino acids. Lineage: Eukaryota; Metazoa; Arthropoda; Insecta; Orthoptera; Acrididae. The record is from RefSeq and is a predicted model, not a curated record. The transcript is spliced from 5 exons. Gene Ontology annotation, molecular function: zinc ion binding.